AGAAAAGAAAAAACAACUCGAUGAUAUGAGUUGCCUUGACGGUUUGAUCACACCAUGUUGUGUCUUUGUUGUUGUUUGCACUAUUCCACUUGAACAGAUCUCACCGCAGAAAUAGGCCAAAACUGUCACCCAUCCACGGCUCCACCCCUUCAAAAUUCUCCCUCUCUCUCUCCUCUGACUUUACACCAAAAUGACCACCAACGACCAAGACUUCCAAUUUGAAGAAGCAACAAUCACAACCAUUCAUCAAGCCUUCUCCCAAAACACCUUGACCUGUACACAACUCGUUGACUACUACCUCAAUCGAAUCGAAACCUUAAACCCUAUCCUACGCGCUGUCGUCGAGGUUAACCCUGACGCGCGUGCUCUAGCUAAACUCGCAGACGAUGAACGAGACAAUGCGCGUGGAAAUGGCGCUGAAUUAGGCGCGUUGCAUGGAGUUCCAGUGUUGGUGAAGGAUACUAUUGGAACUAAAGAUAAGAUGGGUACUACUGCUGGUUCCUACGCGCUGGUGGGGUCAGUGGUGGCGCGUGAUGCUACGGUUGUGGAGAAGUUGAGAAAAUCUGGGGCAAUUUUAUUAGGGAAGGCAAGUUUGUCAGAGUGGUAUAAAAUAAGGUCCAUUGAUCAUCUUCCUAAUGGUUGGUGUGCUAGAGCUGGUCAAGGAGUGAACCCAUAUGUAAAAUCUGCUGAUCCCUGUGGCUCAAGCAGUGGUUCAGCAAUAUCUGUAGCAGCGAACCUAGUGGCCGUAUCACUUGGCACUGAUACUCACAGCUCCAUCAUCUGCCCUUCUGAUCAUAAUUCUGCUGUGGGCCUAAGGCCAACAGUCGGACUUGUUAGCCGAGCUGGUGUCAUUCCCAUUUCUUCCCGCCAAGACACUGUUGGGCCUAUAUGUAGAACUGUUUCUGAUUGUGUAUAUGUUCUGGAUGCGAUUGCUGGUCCAGAUCCUAGAGAUGAGGAAGCAACAACAAAAUCUUCGAAAUAUAUACCUCGAGGAGGAUAUAAACAAUUCCUUAAAGUGGAUGGAGUAAGAGGAAAGAGAUUAGGCAUUGUUAGACAUCCGUUUGUUACCUCCUUACAUGAAUCCACUGUGGCUCAAUCUUUUGAACAUCACCUCGAAACCUUAAGGGAAAGAGGAGCAACAUUAGUGGACAGCCUUGAGAUAUCACACAUUGCUGAGAUCCUUAAUCCUCAUGAUAGUGGUGAAAUAACAGCAAUGAUUGCUGAUUUCAAGCACGCGAUAUCUAAAUACCUCAACGAGCUUGAAUCAUCUCCUGUGAGGUCCCUAGCAGAGAUAAUUGCCUUCAAUGAGAAAAAUCCUGAACUGGAAAAGACUAAUGAGUUCGGGCAAGAUGGAUUUGUAGAGGCAGAAAAUAUGCAUGGAAAUGGAGAGGAAAUAGCUAAGAUAAUUGAGCAUCUUGAACAGCUAUGCAAGGAAGGUUUCGAGAAAUUGAUGAAAGAGAAUGAAUUAGACGCGAUGGUGACUCCCGGGACAAAGGCUAUCCCUGUGAUGGCAAUCGGAGGGUAUCCUGGGAUUACUAUUCCUGCUGGUUAUGAUGAACAUGGAAUUCCAUUUGGAAUGUUAUUCUCAGGAUUGAAGGGAACUGAACCAAAGCUCAUUGAAAUUGGUUAUGCGUUUGAACAAGCUACUUUGGCUAGGAAGCCACCCUUGUUUGACUCACCUGAAUGGCAUGAAGAUUUGCACAUACCAUGAUUCUUAAUGUGGUAGUUGAAACAUGUAGAAGAGAACAAGUUUGUUCUCACUUUCCACACUUUUAUCAUCUCAUUAGAAGAAAGAUCAUCGUUUUCAUUUUGUAUUUUCUUCCUGUUUUUUUUAGUGUAUGGUAAUUGAGUAUUUGUGGCAAAAAGGCUGAGUUAUUUA
Messenger RNA from Beta vulgaris subsp. vulgaris (sugar beet), 1879 nucleotides. RefSeq names its product probable amidase At4g34880. Lineage: Eukaryota; Viridiplantae; Streptophyta; Magnoliopsida; Caryophyllales; Amaranthaceae. The transcript is spliced from 5 exons. Bases 191 to 1711 code for a protein of 506 amino acids. The record is from RefSeq and is a predicted model, not a curated record.